Lampris incognitus (smalleye Pacific opah) is the source of this 1058-nucleotide messenger RNA. It is a transcript of the gene ccdc92ba, whose product is annotated as coiled-coil domain containing 92Ba. The transcript has 3 exons. The record is from RefSeq and is a predicted model, not a curated record. Lineage: Eukaryota; Metazoa; Chordata; Actinopteri; Lampriformes; Lampridae. Bases 1 to 915 code for a protein of 304 amino acids.
AUGGAUUCCCAGAGCACCUUGUCCCGUCAGAUAGAAGGUGUGGAGAGGAGCAUGGUGUUCCUCAGACAGGAACAUCUGAGCCUGCUCCAUGGGCUUCACCAGGAGAUCCUGUCCCUGCAGAAGAGAUGCUCAGAGCUGACCUGUGAGCUGAACCUGAAGCCUCCGGGCAAGAGCCAAGUUGAUUUGCAGGUAGAAGAGCAGCUCUUGGACACUCAGUGUCUGGAGGUAGAGAGCCGUCUGGCUGAGCAGCAGUUCACCUUGGAAGAGCUUCGUAAAGAACUGAGCCACAAGGGGGCUCUGGUGGGAGCCCUCAGAGCCACUCUCAAAGACAAGGAACGCCAUUUCUUGGAGGAGUUGAAACGCCGGAGCCACCGGUCCACCAUCCUAAACACAGAGCUGCAGAAACAAACCGAGGCUGCAGCUUACCUCUCCUUCCAGCUCCAUGCUGCUCGACAGCAACUGCACCACCAGCGGCUGCAGCAGAGGCAGGAACUCCUAGCCCGAGCCAAAAGUCAGGGGAGCCAGUAUGGUGCAGAACAGAGCUCUGUUUCUCCGCAGCUGUUAUCAGUGGCCUCCCCUGCCUCCCCUGUUGUCAAACCCAAGCGUAAGAGCACUAGCAGUAGGUCAUCCUUGGGACACCUGAGGGUAGAGCGCUCUAGAGAAUGUGUGCCCAUGGAGAGAGUAUCAGGCCCUGCAGAGCCCAUUGCCAUGCCGGACCCUGCACUUUUCCUCCACCCCCGCCGGCACAGAGCCCGCUCCAGGCACUCUGCUGCCCAAAGACAGCUUCCAAUGGGCCUAGAAAAGGAGGAUGAGGAGGAAGGAGGUGGGGAGGGGCCAAUGGGGCCCAAAGAUGAAGCCUCCAGGCUUAUGGCUGCAGCCACGGCGCCCCCUGCUGCUGAGACCAAGGCAGAUUAGCUACUACUGUGACCGACUACUCACUGCAUUCAUACUCAUUUGCGUCAUUAUCCUUUUUAUGACUGUAAAUGCUGUUAACCGUUGUUUUGCACCUUGACUACAGUACACUCAGACUGGUUUUUAGCUAUUAAAUCAUAUACUCU